AUGGCCCCGCAGCAACUCCUUGUUCCUCAGACCGAAAACAUCGCAGACGUCUACGCAACAGACGAUAUCUCGGCGCAGUCGGUGGCCCCUGAGAUAAAAGCUCGCUGGCAGAAUCUCGUCAAACAAUUCACCGAAACCUAUGGCAAGAAGCCCGAUUUCGUUGCACGCAGUCCUGGCCGUGUAAACAUCAUUGGCGAGCACAUCGACUACAACCUGUAUGAUGUCCUGCCCACAGCUGUCAGCGUCGAUGUAAUCAUUGCCGUCAAGGUCGUCCCGACAGAGGGAUCCGAAGCUACCGUCAAGAUCUCCAAUGUCAAUUCUCAAAAGUUCCCCUCCCGCGAGUUCGGUGUCCCCUUUGACAAAGACGUCGUGAUUGACCCUAAGAAACAUGAGUGGAUCAACUAUUUCAAAGCAGGUCUGGUCGGAGCAUUGAAGUUCCUCCGCAAGGACAACCCAGCUGUGCAGCCGGCUUCCCUCGAGAUUCACCUAGACGGCAAUGUGCCCCCUGGUGGUGGCAUUUCCAGCAGUGCUGCAUUCGUGUGCGCCAGUGCCUUGGCUGUUAUCAAGGCCAAUGGCCAUGAUGUGUCCAAGGAGGACCUUUUGGACCUGGCUGUCGUGUCCGAACGCGCCGUGGGCGUUUACUCCGGAGGAAUGGACCAGGCUGCUUCCAUCUUCUCCCUACGCGGAUUCCUCCUUUACACGAAAUUCUUCCCCAAAUUCUCCGUUGAGCACGUCCCUAUCCCAGUUGCGGACGAGGAAAUCGUAUUCCUAGUUGCCCAAAGCUUCGUUACCUCUAACAAGGCCGAAACCGGUCCUCGUCAUUACAACCUUCGUGUCGCCGAAUGCACAUUAGCUGCUGUUGCGCUUGCUAAACAACACGGAAUCGUUUUAGAAAAGGACAACAGUUCAUUGGGCUAUAGUUUGAGAAAUUUUCACGAAGAGCUCAUGCGCAAGCAAGGCCGUCUUCAGGACCCAUUGGAGUACCAGAUUGACUCCGUCAUUCAGACCACAACAGAAACAUUCACCCAAGAAGAAGGCUAUACCCGCGAAGAGAUCGCCAAACUCCUUGAUAUUACAGUACCCGAGCUCGAAUCCCGAUUCCUUUCCUCCUUCCCCGUCGAAGCAGAACGAUUCAAGCUUCGUCAGCGUGCCCUGCACUGCUUCAAGGAGGCACGCCGUGUAUUAGAUUUCAAGGCUUGUCUGUCUCAAGCCGAUAAGCUAGACACCAAACGCAUUCAUUAUCUCGGUCAGUUGUUAAACGAGACCCAGGACUCGUGCCGGGAUGAUUACGAAUGCAGUUGCCCCGAAGUCGAUCAGAUUUGUGAGAUUGCUCGUCGCGCUGGUACUUGGGGGAGCAGACUCACUGGCGCCGGGUGGGGUGGCUGCACGGUGCAUAUGCUACCCAAGUCCAAGGUUGAUGCUGUUAGCAAGGCAUUGCACGAGGAGUACUAUUCCAAGCUCUCUGGUGUUACUCAGGAGCAGUUGGCCCAAGCUAUUGUUAUCAGCAAGCCAUCUAACGGAGCUUUCGUGGUUCAUGGUGCUGCUUUGGAAGCUUGA
Messenger RNA from Talaromyces amestolkiae, 1557 nucleotides. RefSeq lists its product as uncharacterized. Gene Ontology annotation, molecular function: galactokinase activity; ATP binding. Gene Ontology annotation, biological process: galactose metabolic process; carbohydrate phosphorylation. Lineage: Eukaryota; Fungi; Ascomycota; Eurotiomycetes; Eurotiales; Trichocomaceae. The record is from RefSeq and is a predicted model, not a curated record. Gene Ontology annotation, cellular component: cytosol; cytoplasm. The transcript is spliced from 3 exons. Bases 1 to 1557 code for a protein of 518 amino acids.